Phlebotomus argentipes is the source of this 1242-nucleotide messenger RNA. RefSeq lists its product as uncharacterized. The coding region runs from base 1 to 1242 and encodes 413 amino acids. Lineage: Eukaryota; Metazoa; Arthropoda; Insecta; Diptera; Psychodidae. The record is from RefSeq and is a predicted model, not a curated record. The transcript has 3 exons.
AUGAGCAAUAGUAAUCUAACGACUGCGGAACUCGAGCUGAAGUACGGGAUUUAUGUGGACAAAGGAUUUGGCUUCGUGACUGAAGUUCCAACUCGUGAAUUCUUAGCAUCAUUCGAAGCAAUCCCGGCUGAAGACGAAGAGGAAGAAGCCGUGAUUUAUGCUGUAAUACUCGAACCUGUGGCGUAUUUGUACGUUGAGUUCUUGAAGUCAAAAUUGAAGUUCGGCAGUUGUGUUGAGAAGGAAAUGUACAAGAAUAUGAAAGUUGAAACCUUCGUCAAGAGGUUGCUCAUGAAGAAAUGUCCGAUUUUCGGGAAAAAUGCAGGUAACACAGCAAUAAAGGCAAUUGGAAGUGAUGAAGAAAAACCUCUUCUCCUCAUGAGAGAUUAUCUGACGUGCGAUGAAGUGAAACUCGCGUCAUUCGUGACGAUAUCUUCGGGAUCAGAAAAUCGUGCCACAAUUGCAGUUUGCAGUCCUCAAUUGGACAGAAAAGAACUCUUGGAUUAUCAAGAUAUCGUCAUAUCAGAGAGGCAAAAUAGGAAAGAUAAUGGAUACGGCGUGAAACCGAAGAAAUUCAGCACUUCAAGCGUCGAGGCGUUAUUUUAUAAUAGGCAAAUGUGGUGCCAAUUCUACAAAAGCCGCAGUCUUCUCUAUAAACACUUUGAUAUCACUCAAAAGAGAGCUUUUUCCACUGAAAGUCGCUUUGUGAGAGAUGAAAGAACGAGAAAUCUAUUUGAUAGCUUAAUUUUGUCCAGAAAAUACGCCAUAAUGAUUGACACAAUUCUAUUUGAGAGUGAGAAACGCGCUGAGAGAAUGGGAAAAGAUGCUCAUCUCUUCGUGAUUAAGAAAGAUUUGCAGACAAAUUGGUUGGAUAAAGUGUUCAUGGAAACCUUCGAUAAGCGCGUGAUGAUGAUUUGUUGGUCUCCCGUGAGGCACUUGAAAAGGAUUAACUUCAUUGGACUUCCUGAGGAAGGAUUCAUGCAAAAUAAUGGGAUUGUCAACGUUGAGUUGCUGGGAUAUUCUUCUUUGUACAACAAUCAUCCGGAGAAGGGAAUAAGGAUAUGUUUCGCGGAAAAAGAAGGCAACAUUGACACAGAUGACAAAGUUAUGGCAAUAAGGGUUUACUUCGAGAAUAAUUGGAUGGAGGAAAAGUGCGUGGCAAACAAUCUUCGUAUUGCAUCGAAUAGAUUUGGUGUUUUGCCUGUUUCAGAUUAUGUAUCGCGAAGAAGGGAAACUUUGCAAUGA